AUGCUGGCAACGAACGUUUGGCCAAACAGGAGCAUCCUUGGCACCGUGGACCGCCUGGGGAAGCUCUACGUUGUGCUGGUCAAGAAUUCGUCCCUGAACAUCGAGCCCUGGCCCCCGAUGCUGCCUCGCAGCAGGUCCUGCCCGGCCCUUUCAGUCGUGCAGCCCGAGGAUGACCGGGGGUGUGAAGAGCCUGCGGAACAGCUUCUGUCCGAUGCUGCAGUGGCUCGUUUGCGCCAUGCGGGUGGACAAUGCCUUCCAUGCAUCUUCUUCCACAGCAAAGCAGACGGUUGCCGCAAUGGCGACAGGUGCAGUCACUGCCACAUUUGCACAGUUGCCGACAUGAAGCACAAGAAGAACUUUCUGAAGCGGCAAGCAAAGCGCAGGCGGUGA
This is a messenger RNA of Effrenium voratum, 390 nucleotides long. The record is from the annotation of a GenBank genome assembly. Lineage: Eukaryota; Dinophyceae; Suessiales; Symbiodiniaceae.